AUGGACAGAUGGCAUGCUUUCUGGCCAGCAAGAUACAAUUUGCUAGAAAGCUACCCAGAAUCUUAUGCUUAUGGCAUAUCUGGGGAUAAAGACCUUGCAGAUGGUCACCAUUGCAAUAUUUGGUACAUUGAUUGAAAUGAGCAUGCCACACUACGCAUCAUCAGUAGCCAUUCAGAAGAAAUUACCUCAAUUGCUUGUCGAAGUUUUGUAGCUUCAGCAAUCAAACUAUCAGGAUUUGAAAUGAAGAAAUCUUUGAGCAAGGCAUCCAAUUCCUAUCUGCAAGCUACUAGUGUCUAUCAUUAG
Molecule: messenger RNA, 303 nt
Organism: Blepharisma stoltei
Lineage: Eukaryota; Ciliophora; Heterotrichea; Heterotrichida; Blepharismidae
Source: the annotation of a GenBank genome assembly